This is a messenger RNA of Linnemannia hyalina, 1434 nucleotides long. NCBI's taxonomy places the organism in Eukaryota, Fungi, Mortierellomycota, Mortierellomycetes, Mortierellales, Mortierellaceae. The record is from the annotation of a GenBank genome assembly.
AUGCUCUUCAAAUACUCCCUGGCGGCCGCAGUCGUCCUCGCAGCCGCCUCGGCUGUCGCUGCUGAAGAAGAGACGGUAGUAGGAACCGAACUAGGAACCGUCUUCACUGUCCCAAUCGAGGUCCACAACAUCCCCGAGAACAGGAACUCGUUCGCAGCAGCAAAACACUACCUCAGGAAGCGCCAGGCUAGUUCGGAUAUCACCCUCACCAGCGUCUAUGGCGAUGUCCUCUACACGGUGCCAAUAACAUUGGGAACGCCUCCACAAAAGUUCAACCUGGCCAUCGACACUGGCAGUUUUGUCACCUGGGUCGUUUCCAGUGGCUGCAUCGCAGGUGCAUGUGCAAACAUCACCAAUCACUUCAACCCCGCCCUCUCCAGCUCCGCAGUGUUGUCGACAGUCCCGUUCGCUGCUCAGUAUGUCAGUGGAGACAAGGUUUCGGGGGUCUACAUAACAGAACAAUAUGGCAUUGGAAACCUCAACUUCAAGGGCGUAGCUGGUCUCGUCAAUGUCAAUCAGGCAUCGUUGCCUCCCACUGUCGAUGGAAUUAUGGGUCUCUGGUCCACCGCACCCGGCGACGCUCCAAUUCUGAAGGUUCUUUCGACAUCAAAGGCUCUGGGCAAGAACCAAAUCGGCGUGUGGCUCCAGGCAAACGACCCAGCCACCCAGGCCUCUAAGCGUAGCAAUGCUGCCGGUGGAGAGAUUACAUUCGGAGGUGCCAACCCUGCUCGCUACAAGGAGCCCAUCACAUAUGUCAACUGUGUCGGCGAUACCCCCUGGAUGGUUUCUGUCACUGGUAUGAACAUCAAUGGAAAGGAGAUUGCAACAGGAGGCGCCAGAGCAACUAUUGAUACAGGCACUUCCCUCAUGGUUGUCCCUGAGGCCGUUGCCGACUCUAUUCACGCCGCCAUCCCCGGAAGUUUCAAAACCACGGAGUAUGGCUGGUUUGUGCCAUGUGAUGGCAACACGCCCAUCACGAUCACCCUCGGCAACUUUGUGACAACCAUCCCCUACCGGUCGUUUGCUAUCCAGGACAACUAUGCCACGCUCAACACUGGACGCGUCAUCUGCUUGAGUUCUGCCAUGUACCCCAUGGGUGCCACCGUCCCCAUCAAGGACUGGCUGUUGGGCGCGGUGUUUUUGAAGAACGUGUACUCGAUCUAUGACUUUGACCCAUCUGUCCCUGGAGGAAGGAUCGGGUUCGCCCAGUUGGCUGUUGGAGGAAACUCUGGUACUGGACCAGUCGGAACUGUACAACCCGGGACAGGAGACUCUGGAAAUACUGGAAGCGGAAAUGGUAGUAACGGUGGAAGCGGUGGUAACAACAACAAUGGUAAUAGUGGUGUUAUUACAAGUGGUGCUGGCCAGUUGUUAUCAGUGUCGCGUGCGUUGACUGUUGCAGCUGUUGGGGUUGUUACUGCGUUUGUGUUGUAA